Umbelopsis ramanniana AG is the source of this 580-nucleotide messenger RNA. RefSeq lists its product as uncharacterized. Lineage: Eukaryota; Fungi; Mucoromycota; Umbelopsidomycetes; Umbelopsidales; Umbelopsidaceae. The record is from RefSeq and is a predicted model, not a curated record. The transcript has a single exon. Bases 124 to 393 code for a protein of 89 amino acids.
UGUAAAGAUACCACUUGCAUUUUGUUCGCUUUGCGUUAUUCUUUCUUUCAUUUGAGGUUCGAUCUGCAUGUAUAAAGCGGGCUAGUCACCAACUGGUUCGCAUCCUACUCAGAUUCACCGAAAAUGUCCCAUCUUCUUUCUUCCUUUCUGUACGAUAGCCUUUCUUUUUGCUUUAUUCUGCUCUUUGGAUUUGACGUUAUUCUGUUUCCGCUCUUCAAGUAUCUCUGGACAACUUCAUCCUUUUAUAUGUUUUGGAUGCCAGACCAUUUGACCCUAGCGGUUUCCUUACUCGCAACCCCAUCCAUCCUUUGGGAUUUCCUCAUCAAACCUACCUCUGAGGCAAAUCGAAGGUAUCUAACUUUUUCUCUACCACCCUCUUUCUCGUCUGCCUAAUCGGAUAUAUUGAGUAUUUUAAUAUCCUUCUUUUUUUUUUUUGAUAAUUGGAUAUCAUCAUCCUUUUCAAUAUUUUUUUUGAAAGAAGAAUAUGAAAGAUACAAAUAAUAUAUGACGUUUUAUCACUUUGAAUGAGUGUACCUUCUGUUGAAGCAACUGGUCUCGCUCAUCCUAUACCAAAAAAAAA